CUCACGGCAGGAGACGAAUGCGAAUAACGUUCCUGUUCGAUCUACUAUUUCAGGAGGCGGCCAACGGAGGGCACGCGAACGGGCAAUCAUCAUCGGCGUCCUCUUCGUCGUCCGGAAGUGGCACAAUGGUGAAAACGUUCCAAGCCUACCUGCCGCCGACGAAUCGAACGUACUCCUGUGUCCACUGCCGGGCACACCUAGCUAGUCACGAUGAGCUUAUAUCGAAAUCGUUCCAGGGCAGCCAGGGACGAGCGUAUCUGUUCAACUCGGUGGUUAACGUAGCGUGUGGACAAGCGGAAGAACGCGUCCUACUGACAGGUCUACAUGCCGUCGCUGACAUAUACUGUGAAUGCUGCCGAACACCUCUGGGAUGGAAAUAUGAACACGCGUUCGAAUCGAGCCAGAAGUACAAGGAGGGAAAAUAUAUCAUCGAACUGGCGCACAUGAUCAAGGAGAAUGGUUGGGAUUGAUUUGCGUCGCCGGUGCGGCGCACCCGAACCAGCAGCAACAGCAGCAGCAGUGGUGGCAGCUCAUCGGCGAUAAACUAACCCAAACAGUCC
Messenger RNA from Anopheles maculipalpis, 560 nucleotides. RefSeq names its product protein yippee-like (gene Ypel). The coding region runs from base 18 to 470 and encodes 150 amino acids. The record is from RefSeq and is a predicted model, not a curated record. The transcript has 4 exons. Lineage: Eukaryota; Metazoa; Arthropoda; Insecta; Diptera; Culicidae.